Paramuricea clavata is the source of this 2123-nucleotide messenger RNA. The record is from the annotation of a GenBank genome assembly. NCBI's taxonomy places the organism in Eukaryota, Metazoa, Cnidaria, Anthozoa, Malacalcyonacea, Plexauridae.
AUGGCGCAUUUCAUAGAUAAUCUUAGACAGUUCUUUGAAGAGUUUUUAAGGUGUAUUGGGGAAGCAAUUGCGGGGAUGAGUUCAGAAUACGAACCAAAUCGUGUGGACAGCCUGUUAUACAGGCUAUCGGAAUUUGAAACCACACUUGGAUUAAUUUCAAGUCGUGUUGGAGAAUAUGACACUAAUGACAGCGUUGAUCAGUUGUUGGAAGACCUGGAACGGCUCUUAGCCACUGUGCGUCUUCUAAAAACCAGAUAUCAAGAUAGGCAUGUUGAAUCGAACACCUCUUCCGAUAUCGAAUCGCCACACCGCAGUUGUCCUGUUCAUUAUUUAGGGCACGCUUGUCGUCCACGGCUUGUUGUUGACAAAGUUGUUGUUCAGCAACUGCCUGAAGAAUCCAUGAAAUGGGUAGACAUUGCAAGAAUUCUUGGAAUUUCCCCCAAGACUUUGAUUCGUCGACGCAGGGAAUUUGAAAUGCCCAUUGGUGCUGAUGCCUUCACAUGUCUUGAAGAUGGUAAUUUAGACGGACAUGUACGAGAAAUUUUGCGAAUAAAUCCUGAAGCAGGUACCGUAUAUUUUAAUAUGUGUAACACAACCCCAGGGACGCCAGAAAGGGAGGGCGCAUCGCCCACCUCCCCCCCCCUUGUACUUUAGUAAGGGGGGCAGGGCGAAAUUGCCCUUAGAUAAAAAUUCUAACCCAAAAAAUAUGAGGUACAACGAUUAAAAAGUAUGAAUUACGGGUGAAAUGGACGUCAUAUUGAUAUAUACGUGAAAUUUUCUGGAAUAUUGUGUCAAAAAUUAGGUUAACUUUUAAAACUUUUUUGCCCUUGUUUUUUCCGGAAUAUUUUUUGCCCUAGUUUUGGUGAAUUAAAUUUUUAUUUAAAAAAUUUUUCGUAAACGAAAUAUUAGUUUGUGAUUGGCCUUACGUCAACAUUGCCCCCCUGUGCCCUACCCUCGCUCCUGUGUCCCUGCAUAAUCCUAUAUAAAGUAGCAUGAAAUUAACAUCCCUGUCUAAUAACGCUCGAUUUGCAUGCUUCUCUCUAAAAGUACGAAAACGUAAUACCGAGAUGAUUAUUAGAUAAUGUACAAUAUGACAGAACUUGUCAAUAUAGGUCACUCGAUCGCUUGUGCUUUUCCUAGGACUUCGUCUAGUUGAAGGGGGGGCUCAGAGCAAAGAAAUUAAAGAUUCAACAGAAUCGUGUUCGGGAAUCUAUUGCACGAGUUAAUCCUGUUCUCUCAGCAGUGAGAGGACACAGCUUCAAGAUUGUCAGGAGAAAGUAUUCUGUACCUUGCCCAAACGCCCUCUGGCAUAUUGAUGGCGAUCAUAAAUUGAUAGAACCGUACAGAAUUGUCAUUCAUGGUGGGACUGACGGGUAUUCCCGCCUUAUCGUAUAUUAAGGGCUUCAACAAAUAACAAGGCCAAUACUGUUCUUGAUCUUUUCCAAGAGGCUGUCAGCCUUUACAACCUACCGUCUCGUGUUCGUUCAGACCAAGGUUUGGAAAAUGUCGAGGUAGCACGGUUGAUGUUGCGUGAACGAGGCUUGAACAGAGGCAGCACAAUAACUGGUAAGUCGGUUCACAACCAACGAAUAGAACGUUUAUGGAGAGAAGUUAAUCGUACGGUGGUAAGCGAGUUUAAGAACAUAUUCAUGUACCUAGAAACAAGUGGAUUGUUUGAUCCACUGAACGAAAUUCAUCUAUUUUGUCUUCAAUAUGUGUACCUCCCAGAAGUUAAUAACUCCCUAGAGGAACUGACUAGAGUCUGGAAUUAUCAUGGCCUUACCACUGAAAGCAAUACGACGCCAAGGCAGUUGUGGUCUUGAACGGGAAUGCUGUGCAAUAGUCAGAGCGGUUACGGGGCAGUUGAAGAUGUACUUGAUGGUGUUCAGCCAGAUAUGAAUGACUAUGGAAUUGACGAGAGUGGUAACGUACCGGAACUUCAAACUUCCAACAAUGUGGUUGUUCCAGAAUCUCCUAUCGAAAGUACGGAAGAAAUUGAUGCUGACUUGCAACGAAUCCUCGAAACAACAACUGACGACGAGUACUGCAUUCAAAAAUACCUUUUAGUUCUUGAUUACAUGGAAUAUCAAAAUCGCGAAAAUGGACUUGGAAAUGAGAUUUAA